AUGUACCGGCAGGUUUUAAUUUCAGAAGAGGAUACUCGUUAUCAAAAAAUCCUCUGGCGUAAAUCUCGUGACGAGCCAAUUGAAACGUACUGCUUAAAUACCGUAACGUUCGGCACUGCAUGCGCUCCUUUCCUCGCGAUCCGCACCCUUCAUCAACUAGCGGAAGAUGAACGCGAGUCCUUUCCUAUUGCUUCCGCCGUUUUACAGAGAGAUUUCUAUGUUGACGAUUUUGUAACGGGUGCGUCAACUUAUCAAGAGGCAGUUCAAAUUCGAAACGAUUUAAUUGAUAUUUUAAAAAAAGGGGGUUUCAAUAUUCGAAAAUGGGCAUCUAAUGAUUCUCAAUUAAUGAACUUUUUUUCGGACGACCACUCCAAGGCUUUCAUGUCUUUGGACCCCUCGGAAACUAUAAAAACUUUAGGAAUUCACUGGGAUGCUGUAGCUGACUCAAUCACCUAUACUGUCAAUGGGGCUGAUACGAGUAAACCUAUCACUAAGCGUUCAAUGCUGUCACAGAUUUCAAAACCGUUCGAUCCAUUGGGACUACUCGGUCCAGUUAUGGUGAUAGCAAAGAUAAUAAUCCAACAGCUUUGGAAACUCCAACUCACAUGGGACACUCUGAUUCCCGAGGAGUCUCAGGAAUUUUGGAAUCGCUAUCAGAAUCAGUUGCAGCUUCUCAAUAAGAUUGAAUUCAGUCGCUGCGUGCUAAUCCCAAAUGCAAUCGAAAUUAAGCUGCAUGGAUUCUGUGACGCGAGCGAGAAGGCCUAUGGAGCCUGUUUCUACUUUCGCUCAACUGAUCAGCAAGGCAAUCAUCAAAGUAGCCUCAUCUGUUCGAAGUCACGAGUCGCACCUUUAAAAACUACAACUAUACCUCCAUUAGAGCUCUGCGCAGCGAAUCUCUUAUCAAGCAGUCUUUCUCACACCUUGAAAACCUUCGUUGCUAAUAGAGUUGCUGAAAUACAAGCAGCAACUCAGGCUCAAGACUGGUUUCAUGUUCCUACGCAGGAUAAACCUGCUGACCUACUUUCACGUGGUCAAUUCCCUGAAGAGUUCCUUCGACACACGCUUUGGACUCACGGGCCUCGAUGGCUGAGUCAAGAUAGAGACACGUGGCCCCAGUUAUCUUUUAAAAAACACGAGGUCCCAGAAACGCGCAUUAAUUCUUCAACGCUGUCGUGUAAACUCAUUCAGAAAAAGAGGCCAGCAAACAAAUUGCUUAAACGUUUUAGCAAUUUCAAAAGGCUAAAAACCGUGGUAGCGUAUUGUUUACGCUUUAUAAACAAUUGCAAAAAUAAAGAUCCCACAACCAGGCAAACGAGCGACCUGUCCACGAGUGAAUUGAAUAACGCGUUUCACCUUAUAAUUAAAAUCACGCAAUCGGAAGCUUUUCCGAACGAAGUUCAUCUACUUUUAAAAAAUAAAAUAGUCGACUCCAAAAGUAGCCUUUCAAAACUGAACCCUUUUCUCGACCAAGGAAUCAUCAAGGUAGGUGGUAAAUUGGCAAACGCUAAUGUGCCAGAUUCUUAUAAACAUCCCAUAGUACUUCCAAAACAUCAUCACAUUUCAAAAAUCAUCAUUCGCGAUGAACACAUUGAUCGUAUGCAUGCCGGGGUUAACGCCACGCUUUAUGGUGUUCGCGAAACCUUCUGGCCAAUAUACGGCCGUAAUACUGUGCGACACGUGGUUCGACAAUCUACCAAGCAAGAGGAUAUCGAGAUUGGAACUCUUAUUGUUAUCAAGGAAGAAAAUUUGCCACCGAUGAGAUGGAAAAUUGGACGAAUCACCGAAGUUCAUCCAGGUCAAGAUGGAGUAAUUCGAGCAGUCACAGUUCGAAGUUCAUCAGGUGUCUAUAAGCGGGCCUUAAAAAAUGUAUACCCGCUUCCAAUCGACAAGGACGAUUAA
Messenger RNA from Belonocnema kinseyi, 1899 nucleotides. RefSeq lists its product as uncharacterized. The record is from RefSeq and is a predicted model, not a curated record. NCBI's taxonomy places the organism in Eukaryota, Metazoa, Arthropoda, Insecta, Hymenoptera, Cynipidae. Bases 1 to 1899 code for a protein of 632 amino acids. The transcript has 3 exons.